Messenger RNA from Pieris napi, 759 nucleotides. RefSeq names its product chymotrypsin-2-like. Gene Ontology annotation, molecular function: serine-type endopeptidase activity. The transcript is spliced from 4 exons. The record is from RefSeq and is a predicted model, not a curated record. Bases 60 to 731 code for a protein of 223 amino acids. Gene Ontology annotation, biological process: proteolysis. NCBI's taxonomy places the organism in Eukaryota, Metazoa, Arthropoda, Insecta, Lepidoptera, Pieridae.
AUGUAUUUGGUGGAGAUACGCGAAUCGUAGGGGGACAAGAUUCUCCAUAUGAAUUCUCUAUGUACCAAGUCUCCAUACGUAAGCACCGAAAUAAUAGUGAAUGGCACACCUGUGGCGGCUCUGUAAUACACAGAGAAUGGGUUUUGACAGCUAGUCACUGUACAUAUGGUAUUGAUGCCAAAGCACUUUCCAUAGUGGUUGGAUCAUACACACCGCGAUCAGGUGGCGACCGUUACACAGUAAAGAAAAUUAUAAAUCACGAGAAAUACGUGGAAAGAUAUUUGAAAAAUGACAUAGCUCUGAUAAAAAUCGACGGUAAAAUCAAAAUGAAAUGGAACGUUGGAGCAAUCAAAUUGAGGAAGGAGCCUGUGGUUGCCGGAACAACUUGUGCUUUCACAGGAUGGGGUAAAACUGACAAUCAUGGAACUGCGCCGAAAUAUCUGCAAGCUCUGCUCUUGGAGAGUAUUAGCAAUAAGGACUGCAAGAAGCAGUUAAAAGGUUCAAACUUUCUUCCUAUUGAUGACAAACAGCUCUGCUUGAUAGCUCCAAGUGAGGAGGGUGCUUGUAGUGGUGAUUCGGGAGGUCCUCUGGUCGCUUUUGAUGGAAAGAAAAGCUUUGUUCAAGUUGGAGUUUUGUCCUGGGAACCGUUUCCGUGCGCUAAUAACUACCCACAUGUUUUUGCGUCAGUUUCCGGUUAUUAUGACUGGAUUGCGAAAAAUAUGAAGGAUUAAAUUAUGUGUUUUGACAAAUCAUUGAUUG